Messenger RNA from Melopsittacus undulatus (budgerigar), 1877 nucleotides. It is a transcript of the gene RAB40C, whose product is annotated as RAB40C, member RAS oncogene family. The record is from RefSeq and is a predicted model, not a curated record. Gene Ontology annotation, cellular component: synaptic vesicle; plasma membrane; endosome. The transcript has 7 exons. The coding region runs from base 228 to 1085 and encodes 285 amino acids. Gene Ontology annotation, molecular function: GTPase activity; GTP binding. Gene Ontology annotation, biological process: protein localization to plasma membrane; intracellular signal transduction. NCBI's taxonomy places the organism in Eukaryota, Metazoa, Chordata, Aves, Psittaciformes, Psittaculidae.
GUCGUGUCUGCUCCGGCCCGAGCGGGUGCUGCGCGCUGGAGGCUGUGGUGAGGUGGUGGUGGUGGUGCGGCCCGGUUCGGCCGUGAGGUCCCCAGCUCGGCCCUCGGCGGAAGAUGCGCGGCGAGCGGCGCCGGCUGUGAGCGGCAGCGGGGGGAGAGGCCCCGGCGGCGUCCCCCGUUCCCUCAGCCCGGCGGGAGGCGGAGGAUGCGGAUCGGGCCUCCCUGCCGAUGAGAGGGAGGAUGGGCACCCAGGGCAGCCCGGUGAAGAGCUACGAUUACCUCCUCAAGUUCCUGCUGGUGGGGGACAGCGACGUGGGCAAGGGGGAGAUCCUGGAGAGCUUGCAGGACGGCGCCUCCGAGUCCCCCUAUGCCUACAGCAACGGAAUUGACUACAAGACCACUACUAUCUUGUUGGACGGCAGAAGGGUCAAGCUGGAACUCUGGGACACAUCAGGGCAAGGAAGAUUUUGCACCAUUUUCAGAUCUUACUCUAGAGGAGCCCAGGGCAUUCUCUUGGUUUAUGACAUCACUAAUCGCUGGUCCUUUGAUGGGAUAGAUCGAUGGAUAAAGGAAAUAGAUGAGCAUGCCCCAGGUGUCCCUCGGAUCCUGGUGGGAAACAGGCUGCACCUUGCCUUCAAGAGACAAGUGCCCACGGAGCAGGCCCGGGCCUAUGCAGAGAAGAACUGCAUGACGUUUUUUGAGGUCAGCCCCCUGUGCAAUUUCAACGUUAUAGAGUCCUUCACAGAGCUGUCCCGAAUCGUCCUCAUGCGCCAUGGCAUGGAGAAGAUCUGGAGACCCAACAGAGUGUUCAGCUUACAGGACCUGUGUUGCCGAGCCAUUGUCUCCUGCACCCCAGUCCACCUCAUCGACAAGCUUCCCUUGCCCGUCACCAUCAAGAGUCACUUGAAGUCCUUCUCGAUGGCCAAUGGGAUGAAUGCAGUGAUGAUGCACGGCCGGUCCUACUCCUUGGCCAGCAGCGGUGGUGGGAGCAGCAGUAAAGGGAACAGCUUGAAGAGAUCCAAAUCCAUCCGCCCGCCACAGAGCCCCCCACAGAACUGCUCACGCAACAACUGCAAGAUCUCCUAGCAGGAUGGACACCCCGUGAGCUUCUGCCAUGUCCGCACCCACUCUCUAAUGUACAGCUCUUUGCACACUGACCCCUUUGCCACUCGAUCCCUCUGGAUGGGCCACGCUUGCUUUCCCGAUGGCACACACCAGGGUUAGGAAUGUGCUCACGGUUUUUGCUUCGCAUAGGAAGCGUGGUGCCGGCUGGAUCUCACAGCACUGGCAGGGAGAGGAUCUGCCAAGUGACCCUCCAAGAAUGCUUUUGGGCUUUGCCUCUCAGCCUGGUGUGGAAAAUUCAGCAGCUGCUGGCUUGGGGAGGGGGGAAGGGGAAAAAAAGCUCAUCCAGGCUCAACGGAGAAAUGGAUUUAAUGGAAGAUUGAGAGGCUUAAGGGAGUAGGCAAGGAGAGUCUGUGCUGCAACUUUAACUCUUGGACACCUGAAGAGUUGCUGGUGCAACAGUGCUCAUUCAAUGUAGGGACAACAAAAGAGAAAAACAGGGACAGAGGACUAAUGACAGUUUUCACCAGGAUGUUAACCUGCUGUUGCCAAAAAACAGAAGGAAGACAAGGCAAGAGUUGGCCAAUGAGAAGGGGAGGGAGCAGUCCACUUGCCUCCUUCGUUUAUUUAUGUAAAUAUUAUACAUAUAUAUAUAUAACUUGUUUUUUAAGGUUUUUUUUAAGAAGCAGUCAGGGAGAAUUUUAUGCAGCCAUGUACAUACGAGCACUGGGUUAACUUUCCCAGUGUCAGCAAAAGGGGAAAAGUGCAGGAUUUCCAAACAAAAAUACCUAAAUGCUUUAAGAGGCUUUAAAUCAC